Messenger RNA from Cornus florida, 1589 nucleotides. RefSeq names its product cytokinin riboside 5'-monophosphate phosphoribohydrolase LOG1-like. The coding region runs from base 420 to 1061 and encodes 213 amino acids. Lineage: Eukaryota; Viridiplantae; Streptophyta; Magnoliopsida; Cornales; Cornaceae. Gene Ontology annotation, molecular function: hydrolase activity, hydrolyzing N-glycosyl compounds. The transcript is spliced from 8 exons. Gene Ontology annotation, cellular component: cytosol; nucleus. Gene Ontology annotation, biological process: cytokinin biosynthetic process. The record is from RefSeq and is a predicted model, not a curated record.
AAAUUUCUUGGUGCAACGUUUCCCCGGUGUCUAUUGAAGGUUGGUCAACCCAAUCACGGUUAAUUCUAUAUAGUGCACAGAAGAGAAUCCAAAUUCGAUAUUCAAAAAAAAAAAAAAUUGGGUAUGGGAUGGGAUUCCCCUAGUUGUCAACAAAAUUUCUUCAUAAAUUUUUAAUGUGUGUGUGUGUGAGAGAGAGAGAGAGAGUAGAAUAAAAGGAUAGAUGAAUUGGGCUCUUAGUUCAUGUUGGCCUCUUCUCCAACAAUUGGUACUUGGUUGUAGUAGACAAAAGGGGUGUUUUGGGAUGAGAAGAAUGUGAGAUUCAUCAAAAGCAAGACUGUCUCCUUCUCUGCUCCACUCCUAUAUAUACACAAUCUCUUCUCUCUCUCUUUCCAUAAUCCUCUUGAGAAAAGCAAAAGGAAAUGGAAGAAAAUGAAGGGUUGUCUUCAAAAGAUGAGAACAAAAUAAUGUUUAAGAGAAUUUGUGUCUUCUGUGGUAGCAAAGCAGGAUACAGAUCCACUUUCAGUGAUGCUGCUCUUGAGCUUGGCAAUCAACUGGUUGAGAGAAAAAUUGAUCUGGUUUAUGGUGGAGGCAGUGUUGGUCUAAUGGGAUUGAUCUCUAAAACUGUUUUUGAUGGUGGUUGUCAUGUUCUUGGAGUAAUUCCAAAAGCUCUUUUGACACAUGAGAUAUUAGGAGAGACCAUAGGAGAAGUGAAAACAGUUGCAGACAUGCACCAGAGGAAGUCAGAAAUGGCUAAACAUGCUGAUGCUUUCAUUGCUCUUCCAGGUGGUUAUGGAACAAUGGAAGAAUUGUUGGAGAUGAUAACUUGGUCUCAGUUAGGAAUUCAUGAAAAACCAGUGGGUUUGCUUAAUGUAGAUGGGUAUUACAACAGCUUGCUUGCAUUGUUUGAUAAAGGAGUGGAUGAAGGGUUCAUAGAUGAUUCAGCAAGACAUAUUGUGGUUUCAGCUGACACAGCAGAAGAGUUGAUCAAGAAAAUGGAGGAGUAUGCCCCAGUCCACGAGAGGGUUGCAUCCAAACAAAGCUGGGAAGUGGACCAAUUAUGAGAGUCUACCAAAGUGGCUUUUGAGAUUGAAAGACAGAAACCUACCAUCAUUAUCAAAGCUUCGGACAUCAAAAUAUGGAACCAUCAACAAACCAAGAGAGUUGAUGAGAGAAAAGUACAUGGGCUUGUAACCGGUGAGGACUCAAAACUUUUUUGUGGACUGAAGAGGACUCUAGAGACAUUUACACUAAAUUCAUCCUAGUGUAACAUUUAAAGUCUAUUUCCAUAGAAACUACUCACACUCUUGUCAAAGCUAGCCCUCUCCUAAAUAUCCUUUCGUAGACCAUUUAAUGCUUCACCACUAACUUUUUCUUUUUCAACGUUUGUAUGGUUUCUAUCAAGCAUGUGCCCAUCACUCUGUACCUUCUAUCUUGUGCGGAAAAGGAAAUGAAGCAUGCCGACUCAAUUACUUUUCAUUUUUCUAUUUUUUUUUUCCUGGUAAUUAAGGAUCUAAUAUUCAAUUAUGUUUACGUAGGAGAAUCCGGGUAAAUCACACAGUUAACAGUUCGGUUAAUGGAUUAGGGUCUCA